Molecule: messenger RNA, 1504 nt
Organism: Onychomys torridus (southern grasshopper mouse)
Lineage: Eukaryota; Metazoa; Chordata; Mammalia; Rodentia; Cricetidae
Gene: Taf11
Product: TATA-box binding protein associated factor 11
Exons: 6
Coding region: 704-1387 (227 amino acids)
Biological process (GO): RNA polymerase II preinitiation complex assembly; transcription initiation at RNA polymerase II promoter
Cellular component (GO): transcription factor TFIID complex; nucleus
Molecular function (GO): transcription coactivator activity; protein heterodimerization activity
Source: RefSeq, a predicted model, not a curated record
CAAAACACCAUACAUAUGAAAUAAUUUAAAAGAAAAAACAACAACUUUUCCUGCACUCCAUCCUAAACAGCUUCAUUGAAAUGGUCAGAAGAGACCUCUUAGUUGUCGUGAGAUUAACCAAACAUAUUGUUAAAAUCAGAUUUUGAAAACCAGUCCCGAUUUGGGGUAUUGGUGGGCGACUUAUUCAAGCCAGGUUACCAACAAUUGAGGCGUUGAAUGAGAGCAUUGGAAAUAUUCUGCUAGAGUUAGAGAUUCUUGCGGAACAGAGAGGAAGCCCGCGGUCAAGGUUCUUUCGAAAGGUUGGGUCCCUGCUGGAGGUUGUUCAGUCCAAGGCAGCACUUGACGCCCCCAAGCAGCGGGACUGCGUUUUCUCCGGUUCCCCGACUUUGCUCUGCAGGAGUCAAGUUAAAGAAGGGUUCAUUGUCAUUGCAUUUCCAGAAAGGAGGAAAAAAAAAGAAGUCUCUCAGCACACGAAUGUACGCUCUUUCAAAAACGCUUCUUCCCUAAAGCGGACGAUCCACACUUCUACAUUUCUUUCUCGUUAAACUCAGUUUAAGUGAAUCCCCUGAGCUCGCAACGCGCUUCUGAAACUGACCCUUCCGAGGAGCAGUGGAGUGACGUCAUCGCGGCGCGACGACAAACCAGAAGCCCUGGCUCCUUCACCUGGCAGUGCUGCCCUCGCCUCUGUCCUGCUGCUACCGCGAUGGACAACCCUGGGGAGUCGCCCACAGACAAAGGCGGAGAGCCAGCGGAGUCAGAGGAGGUGAGGGCUACUCCUGGGGUCCCGGCGGCCGCCGACACUGAGGGAAUCCCAGAGGAAACCGACGGAGAUGGAGACGCAGACGUGAAAGAAGCCGCGGCGGAGGAAAGCGAGCUCAAGAGUCAGGAUGUCUCCGAUUUAGCAACAAUGGAGAGGGAAGACUCGUUACUUACUCCUGCAGCCAAAAAGCUGAAACUGGACACCAAAGAGAAGAGGGAAAAGAAACAGAAAGUGGACGAAGAUGAGAUUCAGAAGAUGCAAAUCCUGGUCUCUUCUUUUUCUGAGGAGCAGCUGAACCGUUAUGAAAUGUAUCGCCGGUCAGCUUUCCCUAAGGCAGCUAUUAAAAGGCUGAUCCAGUCCAUCACUGGUACCUCUGUGUCCCAGAAUGUUGUGAUUGCCAUGUCUGGUAUUUCUAAAGUUUUUGUGGGGGAGGUGGUAGAAGAAGAUCUGGUCCGAGAGUGCUCCAGACUUGUCGUAGUCGGGCUUCCACACUGGUGCUCUGUUGUCGGUGCUCCAAGGACCCACGAUGAACUUGGGAUCAUCUGCCAUGAAGACAGUCACAAGGGUGAAAUACUUCAUGCUGUUAACAUUUCAGAUUCUCCUGUGGAUUUUGUGAGUUAUCACUAAACUUUUCCGACUUGGGUGGAAAAGUUUAUUUUAUUUUGUUGCAGGCAAAAUUCAUCAUCCUUCCAGCAUCUAAAUAAAACUAACUGGUCUUGGCUUUUUCUUUUUGGUUUUUGGAGA